GUUACUAGAGCAUGCCAUGGAAGACAGGGAAAGACCGGAGAAGCGCAGGAAAAUUGAAGGCGACAAAGGAGAUGGUGUUCUGCCGGUGCCUUCUCGAUCUCCAAGAGUUGUUCUUAACAAAAUUAAGCUAAAAGAAGAUGUACUAGAAAGACUACGAAAAAUCAAGAAACUUGCUGAAGACAAAGUGAAGGACAGUUUACUUCCGACUUCACAUGCCCCAGAGAAAGAAGCUAAAGAAAGCCAAACAGAACAAGACAAAAGUGCAAGCAUCGAAAAUAAAGCGUUAUCAGAUGAUACAUUGGAUGAACGACAACAAAAACGAAAGAGAGAAAAUGACGAGAAGGAAGAACAACAGCCAUACGUUGUCAAGGUAGCAAGGGUAAACCCUGAACCCGUUGCCAAGGAAACGCAAAUUAUUUGUGAGCCUAUUGGAAAGAAGGACGCUGACUGUGUUUCGUCGGGAGAACACAGUAUUGAAAAACAUAGUGGAGAGUACGAUGAUAAAGAAGAAAGCAAGUUGGCACCAAGUGAGGUGUCAAACAGUAAGGAACCUUCUGUUUCCAAAGCAACCCAGAGCAAAGGAGAUGAGGUCAUCAAAGCAGCUCAAAACUAUGCAAAAUCUGGUGCACAAACCGAACCGAAGCAAGAUAAACUUGUGACUGAUGAUAAACUGGUCGUCAUAGUAACGGAAGUGUUGGAGGAAGGAAAUAGUAGAAACCCAGGAGAUUUAGAACAAGAAACGUCUGUGGAUAAUAACGACCUUGGUGAGCAAGUAGAGACUCUAAGUGGUGAAGAUGAAACAGACGAAGAUGAAGACUACAUGACAAAUGCCAUAUACCAGCUUAUUAAAGACGUGGUCAAAAAUCGUACAGAAUAUUUUGAAAGUGCUCUGCUACGAGAGAAUAAGAAGCUCGAGGAGAGAGUUUUACAGCUGGAGAAACAGAAUACACUUCUCCAAAGAGUCGGUUACCGCUUGGACUAUACAUUAAAAGAAAUAACACGGAAAAGACGGGAGGCACGUCAGUCGCUAAUUUCUCGUGGAACUCAAGUCAACAUGAAUCUCCACCUGAGUCGGACAUCCUCUUCCACUUCGAAGUCAUCCACGGUAGAAAUAGAUGUUCUGGAGGAAGCAAAGGAUACAACUGGCUCACCGCAACCGAAAUCAAACUCGGUAAUCCCGAAAGGAAAAAAUACUUCACGUUCAUUAACGAGCAUGUCCAGGAAAUCUUUCCAUUCAGAGACAAUUGUUAGUAAGACUUCUUCAACUUCUUCGUCGACUGUGUCUAAACUCGACGAAAAUCGUCUCACCAAUUCCCAAUCUGGUAAAAAUAAGUCGUCUUUAGGAUCUGAAGUAAUUUCAAUAUCUCAGAAUCAGGAACCGGUGAGAAAAGUUUCUAAUUCCCAACAACAAGAACAACAAGACACUUGCUCUCACAAAAAGCUACAGCCUGGAAUGGGACACUUCAGGUUAAGUCCAAGAUACAAACGAACUGCUCAGCAACAGAGUGCUAAGGAAGACACGAUCGAGACGGGACAUUUUCGCAUUACUCCUGCAGGGCUUGAGCCACAGAACAGAUCCUCAAGCCAGCGUCUUGGAAAUAGUUUGGUAAAUGAGCCUUCCCACGUGCAGGUUGCCACAAGACCUUCUCCAUCUCCUGCUUCGCCUAGAGCUCAGAAAAUGGAUACUGCAAUAUCUGAAAGUUCGCCUAUAUCCAAAAGCCUUUUGAGUAAUUCAAUUUCAAAUCCUUUAGCUGUUUCAUCUAAUUCUACUUCAAGAAAGAGCCAGUCACCAUCGACGUCCUUCUUACAGGACGUUACACGAGAAGAACGAAAUCUUUCUUCACCGGCUUCCUCCAUAGCCACGAAAAAGCCAACAGUUGAUGACAUCGACAGAAGAUCUCAGGCUUCAAGUAUAGCAACUGUGCCAGCACGAUCAUCACCAUUGUCCAAAGCAAUGCCACAAGAAAAAAGGAAUCUUUCCGCACCGCCAUCUUUGAUAAAUACGAAAACUACUAGAGUUAAUGACCUCGAAGGAAAGUCUCAAACGUCGAGUACAUCUACAGUGCCGUCGGUAUCCAGGGCAUCACCCAGCAGCCAACAAAGUACGUUGACUAGAGAACCUUCCGAGUCACGAUACAUCUCAACUGAAAGAAUUGAAAGUAGUCACCAGAGAAAAGAAUCUGCGAACAACGAGGACCCGGACAUUGUAAUAGUUUCUCAAACGACCAUUUCAUCUCCUAAGGAGCAAACUAAAAAGAUUUUAAGGAAUGACAAAGUUGGAAGUCAAGUCGAGAUCUCCGGUCCCUGUGUACAAAACAGCAACGAUAAGCAGGUUCAAGUGCGGAUAAAUCGAGUCGACAAUCAAUCAGUACCUAAAGAAGGACCUCCGCCUCCUUAUAGGCAAAGGAGUGAAGUCAAGACAACCUCACAGCAGCAAAAUCCUCAUGGUGUCAAUGAACAGCUACCAUCCAAUCAGCAAGCUGUAUUACGGACAUAUAAAACUACACGUGUCAACACAGUCCCUCGCGAUUAUAUUCCUCCUUUACGUUCUUGUGAGCCUCAGCAAAAUGUACGUUACGUAAUGCGAGAGGAUAGGUCACGUGUUCAAAUGGUAAAUGAUCCUCGACAGCCUCAGAGAUAUGUAUUAGAAGCUCGAGGCCAGCCACAGAUGGUUCGAGAACAGCCAAUGCGCCCAACAGAUAWAACACCAACAGCUGUUGGGUAUGACCCUAAACAACCACCUAGGUACAUUAUUCAAGAGGGGCCUCCCCAACUAGUGCAUGAGCGAUCACCUAGGCUCGUACUUCAUGAGGGCUCGAUGCAGCCUCGCCAGCCCGUUCCUCAUCAGCAGGCUUUACCACCGGGUCCUCUAGGAGUACAUCAGCAGCAACAGGGUAACGCGGUCAGUACAGCCGGAAGCAAAGCCAUUGGACCUCGUCCGCCUCUUAUUGGUAUACAGGACGUAAGGACCCAGCACCCACAACCGUAUCAGACCCAACAACAACCACAACAGCACAUCAUUGUCAACCAAAAUCCACCAGCACAAAACCCUCAACAUCCUCACCAGUACCAACAUGCAACUUACCAAUACCAACAACCACAACAACUACAACACCGACCCACACUACCACAGCAGCAAAAUGUUCCUCGUACACAAGCUCCUGUAUAUUAUGCACCACAAACGUUGCAACAGGUGCCUCCACGGGCAAACCUGCCUACUGGCUAUCAACCCAGGCCAACGGUUCUACCUCAGGGGUUCGUCACUAAUUCUAUUCCUCCUCAAAGAGCAACGGGAAAUUCGGAUGUGCCCAUCGGAGGACCCAUACGAUCUAGGCAACCUCUGCCCGAUGUUGUUUAUCAACCAGGUGCGCUAGAAGGUUCGACCGUCCGAACAACAGCACCGAUGCCACCUCAUGGGUACGACCGAUUCCAGCCAAGGCCAGCAUAUGUGCAACAAGGUCGGCAGGCACAAAUUAACGAUCAAGGCAUUCCAAGGCCGAUGACAGAGCAGCAAAUGCCAAGGCCAUCGAAUCAGGGGGGAGCAACAUAUGUACAAGCGCGUGAGCAACAACGCAUUCAAGAAAGAAGAGCUCAAGGAGAAACGCCCCCGGAGAAGAUCCAAACAUCUCCUGCAAAUGGUAAAAGAGAUUCUCUUCCUCAUCAGCAGUCACCGCCAAAACCAACCGCUUCAAUAGCAAUCGUAGAGAACGGUAUUGUCCUUUCGUGGAAUAUCACUACAGGUGAAAGCAUCGAUAAUAUUGAAUGCUACGAAUUGUUUGCCUGUCAGGAUGACAGUAACUCCACUUUGCCUCCAAUUCUUUGGAAGAAAAUUGGAGUCGUCAAAGCUUUGCCGCUACCAAUGGCUUGUACAUUGACACAGUUUUCGUCUGGGAGUCGAUAUCAGUUUGCUGUUAGGGCAGUCGAUACUUCGGAGCGGGCUGGUCCAUUUAGUGAUCCUUGUGUUAUUACUCUUAAAAGAUAAAUUUUAGAAUUGUUUCGGGUUGUGAUAAUGAAACUAGCCAAAAUAGGAUUUGGCAAUGGCGUGACAUCUUCAUUGCUCAAACAGUCAGUAGUAAGCCAAGUUCAAUAUGCAUCUAGAAGCUGCUACAUCUCAAAUAGAACAGCAUAUUCUCAAUCCAGCACCGAAGGCAGUUUAUCAUCUUCCAUACUGCAUCUAUGCGAAACUUUACAAGGUUCAAGUUCAUUUACUAUAGUGAAUCAAGCAGUUCUUCAUUGCUUGUUUCAGUURAUAUUUAUAUUUUGUUUCAAUUCUCUUUAUAUACUCAAAAGAUUUUUACUAUCAAACUAAUUGAUAUUUAGACAAUUGGAUGAACAUGAAAAUAAUAAUCUUUUUAUAAUGUUGCCAAAUUUCCUCGCGAACAACUUAAUAUUCAAGGAAAAUUCUUAUCAUCUAAGGUAGAGUAUUUAUAUUUUGACCCAAGUUUAAAACUUAUAUAUCCCAGAAAUUUUAUUAAAGGACUACCCAAAAAGUAGGAAAAACUACAUACAACA
Molecule: messenger RNA, 4512 nt
Organism: Actinia tenebrosa (Australian red waratah sea anemone)
Lineage: Eukaryota; Metazoa; Cnidaria; Anthozoa; Actiniaria; Actiniidae
Biological process (GO): regulation of DNA-templated transcription
Cellular component (GO): nucleus; transcription regulator complex
Molecular function (GO): protein binding; transcription coregulator activity
Source: RefSeq, a predicted model, not a curated record